AUGGUAUUCCGAUCAAUCACCACCACUGCCUUGUCCAAAUUUAAAAAAUGUAGGAUCUAUGCUGAUUGUCUUCGUAUGUACUCUGGUGUUUCUUCUUCUAUUCGUCCUGACGAGGAUCUUCGUCCUCAUAUACUGCCGCCGCCUUCUCUUAUGCGGCCGCCGUUUGUUGAUUGUGAGCGUAGCACUCCACCGGAAGAGCUUGGUACGAAUUUGAUGCAGGAUAGCAAAAGCCUUAAUCCCAUGUUUAUGUUGGUGCAGCAUUUACGUGGCGGAUCCUGCAACUACUCUGCACUCUCUAUGCAAAACAACUCCUUCAAACCCCUACAAUCAGGUGACAAUCAUCUAAUUCCCAACUUCUCCCGACUAACUAAAUGUGAAUCCACUGAUGUUGUAGCAACCUUCUACUCAUGGUGGUUGUUUUGGGCACAACUGAAAGAGCCCGAACUCGUCACCUAUCAUCUGUGGAACCCUUCGACCGACGAGUUCAAAACCCUUGCUCCAUUUGAGAUCGAACCCCGCCUGCCUAACUUUCAUAACUGGGAUCAUAUGCUUUGGGGUGUCGGGUUUGAUUCUGCAUCUCAGGACCAUAAGGUCAUCAGGGGUACAAGGAUUGAUUACUACGACACUAAUGAGCACAAUGAAGAUGAUCCCUAUUUUAAUCCCACUACGGACUGGUCGGAGUUUGAGGCUGAGGUGUUGUCCCUCAAAACCGGCGUGUGA
Striga asiatica is the source of this 720-nucleotide messenger RNA. The record is from the annotation of a GenBank genome assembly. NCBI's taxonomy places the organism in Eukaryota, Viridiplantae, Streptophyta, Magnoliopsida, Lamiales, Orobanchaceae.